UCCGCCCGCCGCUCGCUCGCUCGCUCGCUCGACUCCGCUCGGCCGCUCGCUUCUGCUCGCCUCGACUCCGCUCGGCCGACUGCCGGGCCGCUGACUUACUGACUGACUGACGCCAGGCGACGCGGCCGACGCGGCCGACACAGUAGACACAGUCGACACAGUCGGCCCGGAGCCUGCGGCAGCGACGCCUGUUCCGCGGGACCUCUCGCCGGGACGAGCCGCUGACGUGGACCCUACCGAGACCGCGACCGACGACGCGGACGAGCAUUGCCCGACCCAGGAGCCGAGCAUCGAUCGCGCCCCCGAGUCGCUGGUGAAUUCUCGAUCACCCCUCUACAACAACCCGAGAAGAGGAGAAAUCUCGACACCUCGAAAAAAGAGACGCAGAAUGAGAUCGGAGGUGACGAGCGAGGAGGGCUACGUGGAGGCGUGGGGUGCGAAGAGUUCCCAGGGUGGCCGAGCGGCGCGGCGGACGUCGAGGCGCGGCGACCGGCAGAGCUCGAGGUCGAAGGUCUCCAGGACGGCCACCCCGCGGGAGAGGACCCUCAGGAGGCUGGAGAGCAACGAGCGGGAGCGGAUGAGGAUGCACAGCCUGAACGACGCCUUCCAGUCCCUGCGAGAGGUGAUCCCCCACGUGAGCAAGGAGAGGCGGCUCUCGAAGAUCGAGACCCUGACGCUGGCCAAGAACUACAUCGUGGCCCUGACGGACGUGAUCUGCGCGAUGAGGGGCGAGGAGCAGAGCACCGAGCAGAAGAUGCAGCAGAUGCAGCAGGCGGACCACGGGGGCCCGUCCGAGGGCUCGGAGGCCUCCGAGGCCUGCCUCGACAUCAACACCCCGAGCUCCUCCAGGUCCUCCAGCCCGGAGAGCCAGAGCUUCUACGAGGACAACCAGGUGGACGCGAUCUGGGACCAGAAGUCGAGCCGCUGUGCGGCGCACUGAGGCCUACCCCGAGACUCGUCGGUGCGAAUUCGAGUCGGUCUUCCGGACAGCGAGUAUCCGAUCAUCCUGAGGCGACUCCUCGCGCUGGAGUCGCCCCGACCUCUAGGUUUAAGGUAUAGGCGGAUAAGUCGGGCGGCACGUCCUGGGAGCGGCCGGGAACGCGGAUUUCUGAUACGUUUACGUAUGCCGAGGACCAUCGGGGGGCACGGGCACGAGCAGCACCCAAGAAAAAGGAAGAGGGACGAUCUCGCGUCGUCCCCUGGGGAGUAGGAUUCGCAGCGUAGGGUGCCAAAAAUCGAAGUAUCAGUAUUAAGCCGUGGAACACCUGCUGCAUAUCAGUCCCCUGUAUCUUCCUCGGCGGGGGAGAUCAUUAUUUCGGCGAGGGGACGCGUCGCGUCAACGAUGGGAAUCCGUCGUGCGAAAGUGAUAUCCGGGUCAGGGCAAUUAUUCGAGACAUCUCGGCGACGAGGUUCCCCUUGAAUUAAGGGGGCCUCGGUAAUCUCGCCCGAGCUAAAGAACUCGGCCGAUAACGUCGAAUUGUAAUUCGACAUAUAUUCUAAAUAUAAGGACGCGCUAAUCUUAAACCGGUCAGGCCCAUCGGAGCACGCGGGGCGACAUGCUCGUGCAUUAAUCCUGGCCGAUGGCCGCGAGAUGGACGUGCACCGCGCAAAAAGUAUGUGAUAAAGACGCGACGGGGAAUGCGGAUCGUAAACGCGAUAGAAACUUCCGUCCGGAUUCUGGCAGGUUUCUGGUUCUUGCUUAACUCGGUGUUUUUCUUUUUCCUUUCUUCUGUUUCUCUCUUUCCUUUUCUUCCCUCGGUUUUUACUGGGCACUCCAGGCGGAGCGUUUAUCAUUUCUUGCGACGCGAACGAACGCUCGGCUCUCGUGGAAAUCGACCUAAUUCCUUUUCUCUUUCUCUCCUAGAAUCGGCGGAGAAGCGAAGCUCCGUGCGAAAGGUUUCCCGUUGAUUUCUGAAAGUCAUUCGCGAAGGAAGCUUAUAUAUACGCAUAUAUAAAUAUACAUAUACAUA
Orussus abietinus is the source of this 1970-nucleotide messenger RNA. RefSeq names its product class A basic helix-loop-helix protein 15. The record is from RefSeq and is a predicted model, not a curated record. The transcript has 3 exons. The coding region runs from base 389 to 940 and encodes 183 amino acids. Gene Ontology annotation, molecular function: protein dimerization activity. NCBI's taxonomy places the organism in Eukaryota, Metazoa, Arthropoda, Insecta, Hymenoptera, Orussidae.